GUCGUGUGCGUGCAGUCGCCAAAGCUUACCUACGCGCGUAAUGGAGUGGAUGACCAAAACCUGCAACUUCACUAAAAUGAUGCUCAAAUUUUCCCUCCGUUUUCUGUUUCCGGUUGUCGCAGCGGCACUUCUAACGGGUGUUAAAGGUGCUGCGAUUCAGAAAGUGGCUGAAGACAUGUCUCCAUUUCCAGUUUAUCCCACCAUCAAGUUUCAGGUCCUCAAUGUAGACCAUGUGUUCCUGAAACAGGACAGUCAGCAGCCAUCAGGGAACUCCAGCCUAAAAGCUCAGACUGAGACUUUUCUCAUCACUGGACCUGGUGCUGGGCUUCUCCAGCCAUCUGUCAACGCUUCAUAUGGCCCCCUGGCUUUAGAUGCCUCUAUUCCUUUAGACCUGCUCCUCAGUGGGCGCAAGAUCCUGCCAGUCAUUUUGAGCCGCCAGGUUCGUUCCUCAUCCCCGGUUGUUAAGAUUCUGUUCCACAUGCCCACAGAAAGCAAUAUCACUGCUUGGCAAGAAACAACAGGCUCUACAGAAGAUAAUGGGAAGAAAAAUGAUAGCACUAAGCCCAAGGAUGGAGCUCACUGUGUUACGGCUUAUGCCUUCUGGGAGACCAGGGAAGUUCGUGGGGCUUGCCUGGUGUCUCCUGGUGGAUUCUGUGUGGCACAGCUGAAGCCAGAACACUCCUGGUUCAGCUCAGCUAGCAGAUCAGGAAGCUCUAGCAGGGAAGCAGAAAGCACUGAUGGGAUUAAGGGACCUCAGGGGAACCUUGUGGAAGUCUACUUCCAGAGUCGAAGGGACCAGACUGGCCAGUGCAUCCCACAGGAUAGUCUGCAACGAGUAGGAGUGGGAAGAGGAAGAGAUACUGGGGGAUCAGGGACACCAAUGAUGAGGAUAGGAAGUGUCAGUCUGCUCAAAAGUGCACCAGGGAAUCCCACUUUUCUUCGACUGAGGCUGGGAGGUGCUGUGGUGAUCCAGACUUCUUCCAAACCCCUCAAGACCAGUGACGUUGCAACCUUCUAUGUCUUUCUUGCUAGUACGUCUACCUUGGAAAGUUUCACACUGAGGGCUGCAGUGAAAACGGGCCUGUCAUUCAGUGCAGCUCGGCCUAGUGACUCAGCACUAUGGGACAUGGUGGUGGAGCCUGGCAGAGGAGCCGCUCCAAACACAGUGUCUGUUGUUUGCCGCAGAAAGGCUGCUAUCACUGCAAAGAGGGGUCUUCUGGAGGUUUUACAGCUGGACUUUGUACCAAAAGGUGUUUCAGAGCAGGUUGAAAGUCAAACCAUCUCCUGGCGUCUGGAGUUGCCAGGCAGUGUGAAGGAUGUGGGCGUUAUGCGGAUCUACACCACCCAGAGAGACUACGUGGGGCUGGCACCUCUGGUCAUGAACACGGAUAUACUGAAUACUGCACUGCUGACGGGAAAAAGUGUUUCAGUCCCUGUGAAAACUCUUGCCGUUGAGGCCAGUGGCUCAGUCACUGAUGUGACCAACUACACCAACUGCAAGUCUACAGAGGAGGAUGUACUCAAGGUGUCAGAGCGCUGCAACUACAUAUAUGUAAACGGAAAGGAGACAAGAGGGAAAAGUAGGAUAAUGCUCAACUUCACCUAUGGUUUUCUGAGUGCCCAGCUGGAGAUGAGUGUAUGGAUGCCCCGCCUGCCCUUGCGUAUCGAUGUGGCCGACCCUGAGCUCAGCCAGAUCAAAGGUUGGAGGGUUCCUGUUACUACUGGAAACAAGAGGUCUACAUGGGACAGUGAAGAAGAGGAGGAGAUGAGGAAGGGCAGGGGUUGCAUGCUGCAGUACCAGCACUCUACAGUAAGGGUGCUCACACCCUUUGUAGCCCAGCCUGACACUGAGGCACUCCCAGACGCGCUAACGGGGGAAAAACCUGUUGAAUACUUUCUGGGUUCUGAUUGGCAGAUAGAUGUGACCAACCUCGUGCGCUACUCUCUAAACGUAGCAGAUCCUGAUGUAGCUAGAGUGCAGGACGGGGUGGUGCUGCAAGGAAGGGCUGUGGGCACCACUACUGUACAGGUACUGUCCCCUCUGACGUCAGCAGUCCUGGCUGAGAGGAGCAUCAGGGUGGUGGAGGAUAAAGUGAGCGUGACAGAGCUCGGAGUGCAGUUGGUGUCUGGGCUCUCUCUGUCCCUGCAACUCAGUCCAGGGAGCAACAGGGCUAUUGUUGCCACGGCAACUACUAAAGAGAUGAUCAUGCAGCACAAACAGGAGGCAUUGGUCAGCUGCUGGGUUUCAUUCAGCGAUGGGGCAGUUGUUCCACUGGAGCUGUUCGACCGUAGUAUCUACUCUCUGACAGUCUCUACACCAGAUGAGCGGGUGGCCACAAUGCGCCGCACCCCACAGUCUGCAUUUGUAGUAGCAGAAAGUGAAGGCGAAGGCCGGGGAGCACUCGUGAGGGUGGAACUGAGGAUCUGUGAAGAAUGCCAGAAAUCUAAAAGGAAGAGCAAGUUGGCAGUGGGCUCAGGGCUUCUCAAGAUCAAUUUCCAAAGUAGCAGCAGAACUGCAGCAGGAGAAGGGAAAGGGGGCACUGACAGAAAUAAGGAUUUAAAUGGCAGUGCAUCAAAAGUGAUGAGCAAAACAACAGUGACAUCAAACAGUGCUGUCACAGAGAUGGAUAAACAGCUGAACAGAACCAAUCUGUCUGACCAGCAAGAGUCUAUUCUGGCAAAAACUACCACCCCAACGACAAUUUCAACCAGAAAUGCACAGCCACAUGUUGUCUGGAUUGGAAAGACCACCAAAGCUCCAAAAGGUUCCACCUAUACUGUCACUACCACAGCUUCUCCUACAACAAUCAGAAAAUUGAUCUUAAGUACACAACUUAGCACUGCCAAACCUAUAGUAACAACAGUGGAUGUUGUCCGUAAAGAAGAAGGGAAUAGGAAAAGCUAUGGAAACAUGCUUGACAACCCCGAUUCCCCUCCAGACAAUGAUACUCCUAAAGUAGAAGUUACACCCAAGAAGGAGCCGCCUAAAUCUAAAACUCCCAAAUUAAUUGAGAGUGACCUCAUUAGGACAUUCAAAGCUAUGACGGACAUGGAAAUUGGCAUGUAUGCCUUGGUGGGGGUCUCCUGUGUAGCCAUUUUGGCUUUUUUGCUCAACUGUGCAUCAUAUAGUCUCUGUUUCAGGAAACAAAAGACCCCCAUACAGGCCGGGACAGACCCCAGCACAGACACAAAGGGUCACAAGCAUGACUGGGUUUGGCUGGGGAACACCAAUCACAGUGCUCCUACCUCAGGUGCCCCAGCUCAAGUGUCCACACUAAAACGCGAGCCUCAUCGCCCCCUGGAGUCCCGCAGUUCGAUAGAUUCCAUGGGCCAUCGCAGCCUAGAAAGCACGUUGCCCACAGUGAGUGCCGCGGCUGUCCCAGAAAGAACUGCCACCCUGGGACGCAGCAGGAACAGCUCUCAGCACCAGCAGUUUCAAGGAAAGGCAGUUGAUCCCAUGGCAAACCGUUCAGCCACCCUACUGGCGAGGCCUCACCGCAGCGAGCCUCUUCAUUCUCCCACCAGUAAGAGAAAUCAGGUCCAGUUCACCACCUUCACCACGCUGGACAUCAAGCACUUGGCUGCACUGAAGAAGAAUGGUGUUGAAUUAGACUGGGCCAACCAACAGAAGCAAAAGCAACAGCAGGCCCCUGCUGAACCUCAAACACCUUUACCUGACAUGCCAUGGCCUGUAGUCAAACCUCUAGGAGAACCCCAGUGAGCUUUUUUUUUUUUUUUUUUUUAAGGUGUGUAUGUGUAUAGGAUGUAUAAAAGGAAAACUUUCAUUUUUCUAUAAAAAGGAAAAAGGAUGGUUUAGGGUGUACAUGAUUACAUGAAGGAGAUUUUGUAUUUAACUUUUGUGCCCAGUGCAAACCUGUACAGACCAAGAUGAAGUGAUACUCUGUUCUUUGUAAAGACUGAAAGCAAUUUGCAUGGUUUUAUCCUCUGAUGCAAAAUUAUUACAUUUGAAAAAAAAAGAAAAAAAACCCUAUAAGCUCUACUGAUUUAUUCCUGUAAAUAUAGACAGUCUCUAUGCUGUUACUUAUUUUUACAUUUCAAAUUCAAAAUAAAUGUUCAGCUCCUUUUGCUUUUUCACAAUCCUGCUGCCCCUGAGAAACAGCUCCAGUUUCAAUGGGGGAUAUUUCUUGUAAGUAAUUCUAUUCUUUUCCAUCCUUUUGUACUUUUUGUAGGAUUCCUCUAGAGAAUACCUGAAGACUCUGUGCAAUUUGUCAGAGAAUAUGCAACAUUUAUCAAGUUAUUUUGAGCAAUCUGUCACUACAGUCUUCGCCAGAUAUUUAUUCAAAUGAAAUGCAAAUAGACUUUGCAGAGUUUGAGAUGGACAUCCCUGAAAUUUUUAACAAAGUUACCUUGGGCUUCAGGCUUCUCCUGGGGGCCUGGUUCUACAAAUUGUAAAAACUGUGUAAUCUUGGUCUCCCGACACAGUGAACAUGUUCAACUGUAAGAUUGUUCAUAUGCAAAUGAAAAAAAAUAUGCCUUUUUUUCUGUAACAUCCUUCUUUUUUUUAAACCAAAAUGUGACGUGUAUUUCCUUUGAGAUUAUAUCAA
This is a messenger RNA of Archocentrus centrarchus (flier cichlid), 4565 nucleotides long. RefSeq names its product transmembrane protein 132D-like. NCBI's taxonomy places the organism in Eukaryota, Metazoa, Chordata, Actinopteri, Cichliformes, Cichlidae. The record is from RefSeq and is a predicted model, not a curated record. Bases 41 to 3721 code for a protein of 1226 amino acids. The transcript has 10 exons.